AUAUAUGUGUGUAUACAUGUCUAGUGACGUUCCUAUACACCCAAACAUUCUUCGUAGUUAGUUAAAUUCACCGGUAUAUGGGUAUAUUGUGAAGAGAAGUGGAAGUAUGUUCUGUUGCUGCUGGUGAUAUUCCACAUACACACGAUACUCCAAAGUUGAUGGUGGUUUAAACGACAACAAAAAAUAAUAAUGCCGGUUGGUCAUGCUUGACGUUUAACAAACGUGUUUUUAAAUGUUUUUCAAAAAAAUAAUUAUUCAUUUCCAUUUAAAUUUAAUGUGUUAAAUUAUUAGUAAAAAAAAAUAGUGUUUCAAUAAAUGAUAAAAGUAAAAUAGUGGUUGUAAAAAUGAAACAAAAUACUAAAGGUCAUUGUAUUUUAAAUAUGAUGGAUUUUGAUGAAAACUCAUUAUUUUUAGAUAACGAGUAUCCAUUACCAGCGGAUGAUUUUUUACAAGCAUUGAGUUCUGACCUUGAGAUUCCAUUGCUAUUAAAUGGCGAAGGAUCACCUGGUCGUGAUGAAAGUCCUGAUGAAAUCAUAAAAGGCGCAGCAUUGAAUUCAUUAUCUAAUUUCGAUAGAUUCGAUACCGGUUAUGAAUUCGAUGAUGUAUUUUCAAAUAUUAAUAAUACAGAAUUAAAUAUCAAUAAUUUAUCAAAUAUCAUAAAACGUGAAUCAGAAAAUUCACAUUUCCCACCGUCACCAAGCCCCAGUCAUUCGGAAUCAAGUAGCGGUGGCUCUGAAUGGCACAAUGACAGCCCCUAUAAUAAAACAUCAGCAUCACCAGAAAAAUUUAGUUUAGACACCCCGCCGAUAUCACCACCAGACACAGAAUCACCGCCGGUAUCACCACAGCCUGAACAGCAGCCAGUGACAGCUAAAAUUCCAGUACUUCAUCCUUUAAAAUUAAUUCCACUUAGCGCUCAAGAUGUAAAUCUUUCACAGAAUAAAGCUAAGUUUGUCCUGGCAAAAGGUAACACAGCAAAGCGUGUGUGUAUUCAAACACUGAAGCAAUCAUCAGCAUCAUCAUCAACUUCGUCGUUAUCAUCAUCAUCUUCAGUAUUAUCAAACAGUAAUAAUGGUGAGCAACCGCGUAAAAUGAUAGUAUUGAGCGCUCAAGAUUUCGCAGCCUUGACUAAAAAUGUAUCACAAAAUCCAUCAAUACGUCCGCCAUUAAAAAUUCAAACUCUAAAGCGUAAACAAGAUAACAAUAUGAACAGUUUUAAUCUACAAGCCGGUGAUUUUAAACAAGCAAUUGAGUUACCCAAAACAAACCAGGUUAAAAUACUUAAUCCAAUAGCAAACAUACCGGUUGUUAAACCAGAACUUGUAAUUAGUACUCCAGUUGACCAUGAAGAUGUUAAAGCAACAGCAGCACCACCACCGCUAUCAGCAUUACCAGCAACUCAAACAUGUACACCGAUAGUAAUUAGUCAUACAAACAACACCAGCAGUCCGACAAUAGCUCCGAUUUUAAUAAAAACCGAGCUGUCAGAUAUUAAUAAUUUGACAGCGCGCCAAGAGUCGGAACUUAAGGCAUUCAAACGACAGCAGAGGAUGAUUAAGAAUCGUGAGUCCGCUUGUUUAUCUCGCAAGAAAAAAAAAGAGUAUGUGACGGCCUUGGAAAGACAGAUAUCAGACUUGCGGGAAGAAAAUAAACAAUUGAGAAUGGAAAAUUCAUAUUUAAGACAGCAACUAAAUCUAACUGAUGACAAUCAAUCGCUAUUUUGUUCAGAUAAUAAAUUAGGAAAUUUAAAACAUGCAGUCAGUAAAAAAAAUACCGCGAUACUGUUAGCAGUAUUUCUUAUGUUUUCGAUAAACUUUCCAUUCAAUGGAAUGUUUUCACCAGAUAAAAAUCAAUUGGAUGUUUUAUCAAAAUCUAAUGCGCCAGCUGUGGUACCAAAUCUCAGACACGGCAGGUCUUUGCUGUGGUCUUCUGAUAUCGAUAAUGAUAACGAUGGGGGUAUUGAGGAUGUCAACACAACGUCGCUGCAUCAGCCGAUGUGUCCGAUGUUCAUCAAUCAAACGGAAUCGAUACGACUAGAUUACGAGUUACGUCGGUGGAUUGGAGAAGACAGCGGCCAUGAAAAUUGGACCGAGUUAAAUAAUAAAAAGAAAAAUAUAAAAGCUAAAUCUGUUGGUGAACUUUUGUUGCCAAAAAUAAAAGAUUUGAAUGGAGAUAAAAUAAAAUCAUUGUUACCGAAGGACGAAAAAUUAAACGCAGUAAUAAAUGACAAAGAAUUAACACCAGCAAAUAAUAACGCGCUAAAAAUAUUCUCACUGUUUGACGCACUAGAAAAUCGUGAUACUUUUUACGUUAUUUGGUUUAGCGGCGAGCAUCUUUCGCUGUCAGCGUUGAGUCAAAAUAAUUCUACGAGGCCACGUAUGUCACUGAUAUUCCCAACUGAUACCGUCAAUAAUUCUCUCGCACCACCGCCUCCUAAUCAUGUGACAAUGCGGCGCAUUGACUGCGAAGUCACUGAUACACAACUGGUUUACUUGCCUGAGUCUAUUGUCGUUCAGUAUUUGAAGGACAAUCGCAAAGCUCAGCCCAAAACUCGCAGUAAUCCGAGACCAGCAGCCGCUAAUUUUAAUUUAACGAAAAAUUACAAACGUUUUAAUUAUGUCAAAAAUAAUGAAACUGCGAGUGAGUAUGAAAGUAAAAGCAGCAAUCAGUCGUAUCCAAUUAAAAAAGAGCCGGAAUUUGUAAAUGAUAUUCCGUAUUUAGUUAAAGAUGAUAAAUUUACGUCGGGAUUUUCGGUAGACAGCCCAAAAAAUUACGAUUACGUACCAAAAAAUGUCAACUACGCAACAAAUGUUGCUUCGUAUGUUAAGAAUUUAAACAGAGACUAUGUCAAGAGUGACAAACAAUUACGAAAAAGACGAGGCUUGAAUCUUUAAUAAGUUAUUUAGUUAAUUAAAUAAAUUAAUAAAUCAAUUAAUGCAUAAUAAAUACAAAUACAUCCUUAUAUUUAUAAGGAUAUAUUGUCUAAUUUAUUUUAGACAGGCUGUGUAUUGAGGGCUAAAAAAAGUUAUGAUAAAUUUUUUCUAUUAAGCAGGAUUAAUAAGCAAAUUUAAAAUGAAUUUAAAUUAAUAAGUAACGACUGAUAGCAGUUUGUAAAUUGUAAUUUAAUUAAUUAUCAAGGUGUGUAAUAUUUGAAUAGUUAAUUAUUGUAACCAAGUGCAAAUUUUAAGUAAUUUUGUGUGCAUAUAAAUUUUUAAGUUUACAAAAAAUGGAUUGACAAUCGCACAGUGUUAGUUAAUAAUCUGCGUGUGUGAUUAAAUCGCGUUAGUAAUUUCAAAAGGACAUAUUUUUAUGCGCCCUUUUGGUUUUAGGGAGCUUCCUAUUUUCUUUCGAUGGCAAUCGAUUGGUAGACUUAUUUUAGAGAUGUGUAAAAAAAGUUCGACAUGUGGAACUUUUAAACUUGAGACAGAUUAGAACUUCGAGUGGAACUUUUUUUAAACUUUUGUAAUUUUCAUAGUAAAAUAAAAAAGUUUUAGAUAUCGGACUUUAUAAAAGCGAAUUUUGAGUAAAAAAAUAACGUUUUUAAAAAUGAUACUGAAGUUAACCGACGUCUAAUAAUUUUUGAAUUGUUUUUCUCAACGAUAAACUAAAAAAAAAAAUAUUUGAAAAAAUUGCGCCUAUAGUUUUUUUAAUUUUCUAAAUGUGCGUAUUUUUAGUUGUUUUUUUUGUCAUUAAUUUGUUUGAAUAAAAAUCCAAAAAUUUUUCGAUCGUCUGUCAAUUUCAGGAUUAUUUUUAAAACAUAUUCUUCAAGGAGAAUUUUAUUAAAUUUUACCUUCGUUACGAAAAAGUUCAAAAACCUCUAAUUUGGAACUUUUUUUUAUUCUUAUGAGGCUACAGGUUUCUAAUUGAGGGAACUUUUUUAAAACUAGGGUAAAAUGUAGUGAAAAUACGUUUGGAGAAAUAUGUUUUGAAAAUUUAUUUUUUUACUCCAAAUUCGCUUCUUUGAGCCCCAGAUAAUUUCGAGCUUUGAAAUAAAUCUCCAAAUUGAUUUGUAAUAAAAUAAAAAUAAAACGUCUUUUUGGCUCUGAGAGGUUCCCUUGCGCCAAAAAAACGUAUAAAAAUGUCAUUCUUUUUGAAAUUAAUAACGCAAAAUAUUAGUUGUUAUUAAUUAGAUAUUUACUGAUAGCAAAGAGGUUUAUUAUUAAAUUUAAAUUUCUGUAAUAUAAUUAUUAUUACUAAGAUAAGUUUUAGUCAACGUGUGCAUUAUUAAAUAUUAAAUUUAUUUAACAUUUUAUAUAUUAAAUAAUCAAUAGCACAAUACUAAGUAAAUGUAUACUUAGAGAU
Messenger RNA from Microplitis mediator, 4302 nucleotides. It is a transcript of the gene Atf6, whose product is annotated as cyclic AMP-dependent transcription factor ATF-6 alpha. Gene Ontology annotation, biological process: regulation of transcription by RNA polymerase II; endoplasmic reticulum unfolded protein response. The record is from RefSeq and is a predicted model, not a curated record. NCBI's taxonomy places the organism in Eukaryota, Metazoa, Arthropoda, Insecta, Hymenoptera, Braconidae. The transcript is spliced from 3 exons. Gene Ontology annotation, cellular component: nucleus. The coding region runs from base 345 to 2894 and encodes 849 amino acids. Gene Ontology annotation, molecular function: DNA-binding transcription factor activity, RNA polymerase II-specific; RNA polymerase II cis-regulatory region sequence-specific DNA binding.